This is a messenger RNA of Patiria miniata (bat star), 2945 nucleotides long. RefSeq names its product cathepsin L-like. Gene Ontology annotation, cellular component: lysosome. NCBI's taxonomy places the organism in Eukaryota, Metazoa, Echinodermata, Asteroidea, Valvatida, Asterinidae. The coding region runs from base 68 to 1429 and encodes 453 amino acids. The record is from RefSeq and is a predicted model, not a curated record. Gene Ontology annotation, molecular function: cysteine-type endopeptidase inhibitor activity; cysteine-type endopeptidase activity. The transcript has 11 exons.
UAGCCAUUGUCGCUGACGCACUUUAAGCUUUGUAGUUGAACGGAAGUGUUGGCCUGCUUAAGUAAAAAUGGGCUACGUUUUGCAAAUUGUUCUGGCAGUUUUUCUGUUUGUCUGUUCUACCGAAGCAUUUGGCAGGCGGGUUGGAGGAUUGCAGUACAUCGACCAAGAAGAUGAUGACAUUCAAAAUCUCGCAAGAUUCGCUGUUGACGAAAUCAACAAAAAAAGUAAUGACUAUUUCAGAGCCAAGCUAGUGGAAGUUCGGCAAGCUCAGAGUCAGGUUGUAUCAGGAAUCCUGUAUCACAUGAACAUCACCAUCUGGGACACGGUCUGCUCAAAGAUUGAAUUUGUGACUGAUCUGAAAGACUGCAAGUUCAACAACCAGGAAAAGAAACAGCGUUGCUCAGUGAAUCUCUGGGUGGUGCCAUGGGACAACGUGAAGAGUCUGGAGGAUUACCACUGCACACCAGAAUCUGACAAGGUUUCAGAGACAUUCCCAUUCUACCAGGAAUUUGAAGACUUUAGAAAGAAGUACGAGCGCCCCUAUGAAAAGAACAGCGAUGAGUAUGUCAAGAGAUAUUACCUCUUCAGUGACAAUAUGGAGCGGGUGCGUGUCCUCAAUGAGAAUGAGCGGGGAACAGCGACCUAUGGUGCCACCAAGUUUGCUGAUCUGCAUCCUGAUGAAUUCAAGAAGAUGUACACCGGUCUGAAGGUACCAGCUAAGUCCUCAUCCCACAGUGACAUGAAACAGGCCAAGAUCCCCGACGGCCCUACCCCGGCCAGCUUUGACUGGCGGACCUUAGGCGCUGUGACCAAGGUCAAGAACCAGGAACAGUGCGGAUCUUGCUGGGCCUUCUCUACCACAGGAAACAUUGAAGGACAGUGGAAGAUAAAGAAAGGAAAACUGGUGUCCCUCUCUGAGCAACAACUGGUGGACUGUGAUAAGAUAGAUGAGGGAUGUGACGGCGGCUUGCCAAGUGAUGCGUAUAAGGAGACUAUUAGGAUGGGCGGUCUGGAGACAGAGGGAGAGUAUCCCUACAAGGCUGAAGAUGAGAAGUGUGAGCUAAACAAGAAAGACAUCAGAGUGUACAUCAACGGCUCAGUCAACAUCACCUCUGACGAAACCAAGAUGACCACCUGGCUGGCUAACAAUGGGCCCAUAUCCAUCGGAAUCAAUGCUGCCAUGAUGCAGUUUUAUUUCGGCGGCGUGGCGCACCCUUUCAAACUCUUCUGCAAUCCCCAGUCUCUGGACCACGGGGUGCUGAUCGUUGGCUACGGCACCAAGCCUGGAAUCCUGUGGGGUGAGAACCCAUACUGGAUUGUCAAGAACAGCUGGGGGCCAGACUGGGGUGUGCAGGGCUACUACCUUGUGUACCGCGGUGAUGGUGUAUGCGGCUUGAACACCAUGUGCACUUCAUCUGUGGUGAACUAACCUUCAACAGUCAAGAGAACAAAACAGACAUACAAAUACUACAGAAAUCCACGACUAAGAAGAGUUGGUAAAGUGCAUGAACACUUAGCCACCGUUGAGCAGCAAAAAUCUUUCUUAAAACCUACUUUGUGUUAUUUACUUACAGACAUUUAGAUGUACAUGUAGUGUUCAUUUUUUGGUGGACAAAAUGUAGGAGGGACAUGUUACCCUGUCCCCACCCACCUUCCUGUAGAACAGUAAACUCAAGGAACUUGAACAAGGUGCAUGUACACCCCUUGGUUCAAUAAUGCAGGUUGUUUUUUUUAUAAAACCAAACUCUAAAAUAUAAUUUUAUCAUAUGUCCACUAAAUAUGGAUUACCUUUUCUGUCAAGCCGGUUGUCUUUCACAGAAUUUAACUCAAGGACUUCUUGUCGCGUCUGUGCUCUUGACAUGGAAAAUUAAUGGCCCCACAUGUUUAGACCUCAAGUUACUUAUGUUUUGCUGUGUAACAUAAAAUACUUAAACUUAAUCAAGGUGUUUUGCAUUCGUAUGCAAAUGUGUUUUUAAUGAAAGAUAGUAUGUUAUCUCAGUACGUGUAUAGGACUUUUCACUCCACCAUCUUGCCUACCCGUGUUCAAAUCAACAAGGGUCCAACAUAAGCAGAACCAAGUACAAUUGAACACAGGUAGGCAAAGCAUACCGUUCACACUGACAAUGCGUUUACAUGGGUCAGCCAUACAUUUUGGAUUUUCUAUUCGAGUACAGCCGGAACCAGGGUUGGAUUUUACCUGUGGAGUGCGUCUGCCCCGUGUAGAAGCCGUGUUGGAUUCUUGCUAGUGUGAAAUGGGUUCCUGAAAUCUCUGUGUUGGACCCGGGUCAACACAGAGAUUUUGGAUACUGUGAAAGGCCCUUAUAACUAAGACUUAAAUGUGUAAUCAAGUGUAUGUUAUUCUCUUGCAGUUACUCAGGAUGUUAAUAAUUAUUACAUACAACUUUUAGAUAUAAGUAUUUAUGGGAAAUAUUUUUAUUUAAUAUUUUUGUCAACAUGCAUUUUGUAUUUUUCUACAACUUGGUUUGGUCAUUGAAUUGGUAACAAAUAUAAUUCAUGUACGUGUAUGUGGAUUAUAAAUGUAAAGAUGGAACUAUUUUCUGAAGCAAUAUACAUGUACAUGUAACAAGUUAAUAUGAAUGGCUGAGUUUCAUUCCGAUUUGUCGCUUUAAGCACCGUGAACUGACUUUUAUUGAACAUUUGUGGUGGUGCAUCAACAGGAUAGAACAGUCAGGCUAAGCAUAAUUAUGAAAACGGCAAAAAAAAUCUUCAAUUUAGUAUGCGAGUAGUGGAUAUGUACAGUUUUUAUCGGCGCUUUAAAUGUUUCUACCCAUGGUAACUAAAAGGUACGUAAGAACAUAUGCUUUUUGUGCAUCAUUUUCCUUGAAGUAACAAAUUUGCUCGAAGUAUUAAGUAGGGUGCAUAUAACAACUCACCUGUUGAAGUUACAGCUCAGUUGAUUCUAAAGAUUUUAUGGGUGCACACCG